AUGGCCGGCCGCAACUUGAGCGCUGCCGGAGCAAAGGAGGAGGAGGGGGAGCAUGCCAUUGCCAGACCGCCCAAGAUCGACGUGGAUACGCUCUGCCUACUCUACAUGCUGCUUCUCAUGACGAUCUGGAUGUCCUCGUUUCGGCUCCGGUGGCCGGUGCUGGUCACCUACUACGUCCCGGCCAUGGAAGCCGUGGUCACCUGCUUCUUCUUCGCGUUCGUCACCGUCCAGCUGCAGGUGCUGCUUGCCAUCGCGCUGUCGGAGGAGCCCGAACCGUCGCUGCUUCCGCCUGCCGUGAACCAGUGGAUCAUGGCCCUCGCCGUGUGGAUGUUCGGGGUCCUCUACUACAUGAUCUACGCCUCCCUGAGCGACGGGUAUGCGGGCUACUGGGACCUGAUCAUGUCCGGGGUCGCGAGUGUUGUGAGCCUCGCCAUGACUGUCUACAACAUGCUGCAGGUUGUAAAUUCAGUUCUUGUGCUCGUAGUUUGUUUCUUCUCGUAG
Molecule: messenger RNA, 501 nt
Organism: Triticum turgidum subsp. durum (durum wheat)
Lineage: Eukaryota; Viridiplantae; Streptophyta; Magnoliopsida; Poales; Poaceae
Source: the annotation of a GenBank genome assembly